This is a messenger RNA of Geodia barretti, 939 nucleotides long. The record is from the annotation of a GenBank genome assembly. Lineage: Eukaryota; Metazoa; Porifera; Demospongiae; Tetractinellida; Geodiidae.
AUGGACAAUCAGGACAUUCCUUUCCUGACCACGGUGGAACUUUCGGAACUCAUCAGGACGCGCGAGGUCUCCCCGGUCGAGGCGACCUCCGCUUACCUUGAUCGCAUUGAGGCCCUGAACUUCAAGUUCAACUCGUAUCUGACCGUCUGCCGCACCGAGGCCAUGGCUGCCGCCGAAGAGGCAGAACAGGCCAUCGCUCGCGGAGACUACCUCGGGCCGAUGCACGGCAUUCCCGUGGCGGUCAAGGACCAGAUAUGGACCAAGGGCAUCCGCACGACCGUCGGCUCCCGCCUGAUGGCCGAUUUCAUACCCGACGAAGAUGCCACCGCCAUUGCCAACCUGAAACGAGCCGGGGCCGUCCUGCUGGGCAAGACCAACCUCACAGAGUUUGCCCUCGGCGGCUCCCAGCGCUAUGGCCUCAACCGAAAUCCGUGGAAUCUCGACCGUUUCACCGGCGGUUCCAGCGGCGGCUCCGGCUCAGCCACCUCCGCCUUCCUCUGCUCCACGUCCCUCGGCGAGGACACGGGCGGCUCCAUCCGUCGUCCCGCCGCCUGGUGCGGCAUCGUCGGCCUGCGCCCCAGCUGGGGUAGGGUCAGCCGCUACGGCGUGGCCCCCGGCUCGUGGUCCAUGGACCAAGUCGGCCCCAUCUCCCGCACUGUCGAGGACGCCGCCAUCACCCUCGGAGCCAUCGCCGGCCACGACCCCAGGGAUCCCUAUUCCUGGGACACGCCCGUCCCCAACUACCGGCACGCUCUGGGCGGCGAUCUCUCCGGCGUCCGCGUAGGCGCCAUCCGUGAGCUGAUCGAAAGCGAAAUCGUGGACCCCGAGGUCAGGAACGGCAUCAGGGCGGCCGCUGCGGUUCUGGAAGAACUUGGCGCAACUGUGGAGGACGUGUCACUGCCCCUAACCGUCCACGGUGGAACCUGGCCGCCGCGUUGA